ACAAAUAUGAGCCGCCAUCCAUAUAGAGGAUAAGAGUGAAAGGAAGUCCAAAGUUUUAGAAGGAUAAUGAGUGGAGAAGGAAAGGUGGUGUGUGUGACAGGUGGUUCUGGUUUUAUUGCUUCAUGGAUUGUUAAGUUCCUCCUCCAACGUGGUUAUACUGUGAGAGCCACCGUUCGAGAUCCAAGUCGGUGCUUCUUUUUCAUUCAACUUGUUUCUCUUUAUAGUAUUAUAAAUGCAUCAACAUUCAUGUCUUUUUGGUUGAAGCAUGUAAUCCUAAAAAGGUUGACCACUUGUUUAAACUUGAUGGUGCAAAGGAGAGGUUGCAACUCUUCAAAGCAGAUCUGUUGGAACAAGGUUCAUUUGACACUGCUGUCGAGGGAUGUGACGGUGUCUUUCACACUGCUUCGCCUGUUAGCUGAGUUGAUUGAUCCGGCAGUGAAGGGAACUCUUAAUGUUCUAAGAUCAUGUGCGAAAUCACCAUCUGUGAAACGGGUUGUCUUAACUUCUUCAAUUGCUGCAGUUUCAAUAAGCACAAGGCCGAAGAAUCCUGGAGUCAUAAUUAAUGAGACAUGGUUUUCAGAUCCAGAUUUCUGUAGGGAAUCAGAGUUAUGGUACAUGCUUUCAAAGACUUUGGCUGAGGCUGCUGCCUGGGAAUUUGUAAAUGAAAACAAGAUUGACAUGGUUGUUAUUAACCCAACAAUGGUUGCUGGAUCUCUCUUACAACCAGAGGUUAACAAAAGUGUUCAACCAAUUCUAGACAUGAUAAAUGGUAUACCUUUCCAAAAUUAUGCUUAUGGAUGGGUGAAUGUGAAAGAUGUUGCCGACGCCCAUAUUAACGCAUAUGAGAUUGCUUCAGCUAGUGGAAGAUAUCUUUUGUGUGAAAGAGUCUUACACUGUUCAGAACUUGCUAAGGUUUUACGCGAUUUGUAUCCAACAUUACAAAUUUCGGACAAGUGUGAGGAUGAUGAGCCAUACAAACCAAGAUAUCAGAUUUCCAAGGAGAAGGCUAAGAGUUUGGGAAUCAAGUUUAUUCCUUUGAAAGUCACUCUCAAGGAAACUGUGGAAAGCUUCAGAGAAAAAAAGAUUGUCGACUUUUAAUCCGUCGCGAUAUCACACUUAAUAGAAAAAAAAUUUAAUUGCUGCUGAAAAAAUGUUAACAACAUGAAUCAAUAUUUACUGCAUAUUUAUAUCGUUGUGACCUCUUCUAAAAUUAAAAACUACUAUCUCUAAUCUUUAAUAUAAAAAAAUUGGGUCAAUAGGUAUUUAUGCCCUUGUCAUUUAA
Molecule: messenger RNA, 1282 nt
Organism: Lathyrus oleraceus (garden pea)
Lineage: Eukaryota; Viridiplantae; Streptophyta; Magnoliopsida; Fabales; Fabaceae
Product: phenylacetaldehyde reductase
Exons: 5
Coding region: 67-1098 (343 amino acids)
Molecular function (GO): oxidoreductase activity, acting on the CH-OH group of donors, NAD or NADP as acceptor
Source: RefSeq, a predicted model, not a curated record